Molecule: messenger RNA, 1605 nt
Organism: Dufourea novaeangliae
Lineage: Eukaryota; Metazoa; Arthropoda; Insecta; Hymenoptera; Halictidae
Product: muscle, skeletal receptor tyrosine protein kinase-like
Exons: 9
Coding region: 1-1605 (534 amino acids)
Biological process (GO): cell surface receptor protein tyrosine kinase signaling pathway; protein phosphorylation; positive regulation of kinase activity
Cellular component (GO): signaling receptor complex; axon
Molecular function (GO): ATP binding; neurotrophin receptor activity; transmembrane receptor protein tyrosine kinase activity
Source: RefSeq, a predicted model, not a curated record
AUGGAACGACGUAGAGUACCAAGAAGAAGAGGCCUUGCCUCUGCGGAGACUCGUACCGAAUUAUCACUGAACGCGUCCACUCAACAAUCGGAAGAAAUAGUGAGGCUACCGCCUAUCAAUGGAAGCUCCGAGGUCACAGGAUGCAAAGAUCGGCCCUACAUUUGUGGAAAAGAAGCAGCUUGUCGUAACUUCAAGAACCACACGUCCAAGUGUGUCUGCCCACAUGAUUCAUCCCUGCCCACAGCCGACUUAAAAUGCCCUAAUCGUUUGAUAGUCCCACUUACUCCGCGACCUAUACCCAACAUAAUACCCCCAAAUGGUAGUAACUCGACCAAUAGCACGAAAGCCUUUCCUGAAGCUGAACAGUAUUUUCGUUCUAUUCAACAGGUAGAGCGGUCAAGACAAAGGGUACCUGAAAUUAUAGGAAUUGCCAUAGCUUUAAUCGCGGUAUUAGUAAUAUUGUUGAGUAUAGUGUAUUGCGUCAGGAAACGGAGUUAUAACAUCAAAUCCCAAAGGAAUUCCCUGGAUGGGACACCGAUGAAUCUAAAAAGGGGGUUGCUGUUAGCAAAUAAGUACACACCUAAUCCACAGUAUUUCAGUUGCUCCUCGCCAGAAGUGCCAAUUCUGCAGCGUGAAUCUCUCGUAUUUGUACAGGACAUCGGUGAAGGAUGUUUUGGAAAAGUGUAUAAAGGAGAAUUAUGCACUGGAGACACGAAAGAAAUAGUUGCAAUAAAGGUUUUGAAAGACUCCGCGUCUCGCGAAAUCGAGGAGGACUUUAUGCGAGAAGUCGACAUCAUGUCCACGUUUGGACACCGAAACAUUUUGUCGCUGAAAGGAGUGGUUCUUCGUGAUGUCAACGAUAGCCCGUGGAUGGUUUUCGAAUACAUGCCUUAUGGGGACCUUGCUGAUGUUUUGCGAUCAAACUCCCCUCAGCUCAGAUCGUCGAAACCCGGAUUACAACCUUUGACCCAGAAAUCUCUGCAUUGGAUCGCUAUCCAAAUUGCAGCUGGCAUGACGUAUUUAUCGGGUCAAAGAUUCGUCCACAGGGAUCUAGCCUGCAGAAAUUGUCUGGUUGGCUUUGACUUGGUCGUAAAAAUUGCAGAUUUCGGCAUGUCGCGAGACGUAUACACCUGUGAUUAUUACAAGAUAGGAGGAUCUCGACUUUUACCAGUCCGUUGGAUGUCACCUGAAAGUGUGAUGUACGGACGUUUCACUCUAGAAAGCGAUGUCUGGAGUUUCGGAGUUGUUUUAUGGGAAGUCUAUUCGUUGGGCAAGCAGCCGUAUUACGGACAUAGUAAUGAAGAAGUAGUGACAUUGAUAUUCCAAGGCAUAAUGCUUAUUCCGCCAGAAGGAUGCCCACCAUUCAUCUGUCAGUUAAUGAAAGAGUGCUGGAAAACGGAACCUAAGGACAGAAUCAAGUUCCCGGAAAUAUUAGAAAAGCUCGAAAAAGCGCAAGGUAAAUCUAUCCAAGGCACCUUGCCAAGGCCACCCCAAGGACCAGUUACUAUUCGAACACCAGACGUACUGGAUCCUGACGGUUACUUAUUGCCAGCACUGGCGAAACGACACGAAUAUUUGCAAACACUACCGGCCUUAUCUGAUUAA